AUGGCUAUUUCAUUUGGUAUUUUAUACAGUGAAAUUAAAACAGAAUUAAAAACAUCGCAUGCGGAAACUGCCUGGAUUUUCUCACUUUUUAACGGUCUACUUGGACUUACUGGUUUGCCAUUAGGAUUUUUACUACACAAGAUAAAUGAAAGAUGGCUGACGGCUAUUGGAACCCUUUUCCUCAUCGCUGGAAUGAUAUCAAGCAGUUUUGCUUCCAAGAUCAGCACGCUAUAUGUUACAUAUGGUGUCAUAAGUGGCGUUGGCGCUGGUAUAGUACAUUAUUGUGCCAAUACCAUAAUUGUCCGACAUUUUAGCUCAAAAUGGUGUCCACUAGCAAUAACUAUAGCUAAUUCUGGUUCAGCUGUAAGCUCUCUGGUAUUUCCACCUGUAUUGACAGCGAGUAUCCAAAGUUAUGGCUGGAAAACAACAUUUCUGUUGCUUAGCGGUACAUCAGCCGUUGGUUUGUUUAGUGCUGCAUCUUAUGUAGCACCGGACAAAGACAUUGAUACGAAAAUGUCAAAAGAAUCACACCAUGAUGGUGGAUUUUUUGGCCUUUAUACAGCCGUAGUGGCACAUUACUUGGAUAGAUCUCAUAUUCCAGUCGGAUUGGGAUUGACCAUUGCAGCUAAUGGGAUAUCUUCAACCACGGGAAUGCCUCUAGCAGGUUUCGUGUCAGAUUUGUACGAUGGAGACGAUGGCGCGUUCGUUUUUGGUGCUUGCGUGAUGUUUUUUGCUGCACUGAUUCUGUCUGUCAACGUUAUCAAGGAAUUCUUCUUCAAAGAUGAUGUUUCCAUAGAAUACGAAAUUGAAAUUACACGCUUUUAG
Molecule: messenger RNA, 825 nt
Organism: Ruditapes philippinarum (Manila clam)
Lineage: Eukaryota; Metazoa; Mollusca; Bivalvia; Venerida; Veneridae
Product: monocarboxylate transporter 4-like
Exons: 5
Coding region: 1-825 (274 amino acids)
Biological process (GO): transmembrane transport; monocarboxylic acid transport
Molecular function (GO): monocarboxylic acid transmembrane transporter activity
Source: RefSeq, a predicted model, not a curated record